Sodiomyces alkalinus F11 is the source of this 1974-nucleotide messenger RNA. RefSeq lists its product as hypothetical. Bases 148 to 1713 code for a protein of 521 amino acids. Lineage: Eukaryota; Fungi; Ascomycota; Sordariomycetes; Glomerellales; Plectosphaerellaceae. Gene Ontology annotation, biological process: ribophagy; protein deubiquitination. Gene Ontology annotation, molecular function: mRNA binding. Gene Ontology annotation, cellular component: cytosol; ribonucleoprotein complex; Ubp3-Bre5 deubiquitination complex. The record is from RefSeq and is a predicted model, not a curated record. The transcript is spliced from 4 exons.
UUACCUGAGAGCAGUCUUCCUACCACCUCCCCGAUCUUUCCUUUCACAAUUGUGUCAAAUAUCACCUCGUCCUCUUACGGUUCUUCUCUGCCACCCCGGAGUUUGAUUGCGCCAAUACACAGAUAUAUCCACGAUAACUCAGCAAUCAUGGCGGCCAACGGUACCUUCGCGAACCAGGAACAGCUGAAGGGUAAUAGCGAGCCCGCGCCCGCUGCCUCUGCUGAGACAACUUCCUCCGGCAACUCUAGCAACCUUAGCAAGGAUGAGGUCGGCUGGUACUUUGUCGAGCAGUACUACACUACCCUGAGCAAGACACCCGAGAAGCUUCAUCUGUUCUACGGAAAGCGGUCUCAGUUCGUUUAUGGGAAAGAAGCCGAAGUUGCUAGCGUCUCGGUUGGAAGAAGUGCCAUCCAAGAGCGCAUCAAGGAGCUUGAUUUCCAGGACUGCAAAGUCCGCGUCACCAACGUGGAUUCCAUGGCCUCCUUCGACAACAUCGUCAUCCAGGUUAUUGGUGAGACUUCCAACAGGGCCGGCGAGCCCCAGAAAUUCGCUCAGACCUUUGUCCUCGCCCCACAACCCUCCGGCUAUUUUGUUGUCAACGACAUCCUGCGCUUCAUUAGUGAGGAAGGAGAGGAAGAGGCCGCCCCCGAAACUCAGGAGGAGCAGGCGUCGAUCGCGUCCGCGCCGACCCCGGAGUCUGAAGUUCCGGCUGCCGCUGAGGCAACUGAGAAGGUUGCGGAGGAGCAGACUGAGGUUGAGGCCAUGGCUGCCGACAAGAAGCCCGAGGAAGCUGCGGCGCCGGAGGCUAUCCCGAAGCCAGCUGAGCCUACUGCCGAGCCUACCAAGCCCGAGGCUGUCCCUGAGCCUCAACCAGAGGCUGCGGCUCCCCCUACCCCCGAGGCCGCUGCCCGCGAGGUUGCCGAGGAGAGCGUAAAGGAAGCAGAGAAGCCCGCCGAACCCAAGCCGACUCCCGCCGCCCCUGCUCAGGCAGCCGAGAAGCCUGCGCCAGUGCCGGCCGUCCCUGCCAAGCCCAUGUCGUGGGCCAGCCGUGCCGCAGCUGCCCUUGGGGCCAAACCUGCCGUCCCCCUCCCGAAGACCGCCACACCUCCUGCCCAGUCCAAGGCAGCUGCUCCCGCCCCUGCUACGGCUCCCGCGCCUACCCCUGCUCAACAGCCGGCUUCCCAAACACAGCAGGCAGCCGAACCUAAGGAGUCCUCGCAGGGCGGGACUGAAUGGCAGUCGGUCACCGACUCCAAGCGCCAGAACCGCCCGCAGUCUAUCUCCGGAUCUCCUGCCGAGAACCCUGGCACCUUGGGCUACGUUAAGUACGUGACGGAAAAGGUCAAGAUGGAGGAUCUGAUGGCAGCUCUCGCUAGCCACGGCGAGCUCACCUAUUUCGACAUUAACCGCACGAAGAACUGCGCUUUCGUCGAGUUCGCCACCCCCGCCGGAUAUCAGGCCGCUGUAGCCGCUAAUCCUCACACUGUCAACGGUGAGAACAUCGUCGUUGAGCCUCGCCGCCUCAAAGCCGGCGGGUACACCGGCGGAAACUAUGGGCCUGGUCGAGGUGGUGCCGCCAACCGGGGACGUGGUGGCUACGACGGCCAGCGGUCCGGAAGCCAGGGCGGUGGCCGGGGAGGUUUCACUGGACAAGGUCGCGGUCGCGGUGGUGCUCCCCGUGGCCGUGUUGCCCCUCAGGCGACCAGCGCUUAAACCAAGCCCACCCUCCAAACGCUCUAUGCGGCAUACGUACGGCGCGGGAUCCUGCCAUCACCAUGGAUGUCCCAUAGGCGGAUCGAUCCUCCCCGGCCGACGAAGCAGCGUAUCAUGAACACGGUUUUCCCGAGACGAGGACCAAUGUUCUCUUUUGAUGACAUGGACGCCAGCAUCCUCCGCUCUGUGUACAUGGCGGUAUAUCCCUAAGCCUGUCAUCCUACAGGCAAAAAAGCUCGAUCCUUUAUGGGCCACUGUUUC